CAGGAAUAGAGAGCCUGACCGAAACCGCCCGGAUCCCAAGAGUCCGUGUGAUGAUCUAGCAAGUUCUUGCUUGAGCUCCUUUGUGAGACACCGCGACAAGAUUAUGUCAACAUUCCGCGUCAGACUAGCAUGGGAAUGAAUGCAGGUACCGUGCAUCUGAACAGUGGUGUUUUUUGAUCAGAAGAGCCUGCGCUAGAAAAGGCCCAGAAGUUGAACGCCGUUGGAUGAGUACCGAAACAUCCCGUUCUAUCCCUGCGGCAAGCGAGACGAUUGUACCUAGAACGUCAUGCCGACACUUUCCAGCGCCUCUGGCAUGCCUUCGACACGGUACAGGCUAAGGUAUGGACCAAACUCAGCUGUAGCACAAUGAUGGACAUGGUGCUCCGAUUAGACCCUGGAAUAUAUAUAAUGCUCUGUGAUUCCGCCAUAUUAUCACUCUCAUUUUCAACUCAGCCGUCUUUCCUCAUUUGAUACCUUCCAUACCAGUAUGAAGGCUACUUUCUUCACCGCAGGCCUCGUCGGUCUUGCUGCAGCCCUUCCUCAAGGAGCCGUACAAGAGUCCUCGAGUACUGUCGCUCAAACUUCUACCGUGUCUGUCAGCUCGCCUGAAGAUGUCCCUCAAGCAACCAGUCUCGCCCAAGCAGCAGCAGUGAAUGUCACCAUCUCGGUCCAGGUCCCUUCCGAGAUCCUCGACACCACCUCUUUGAACGCCGAUAGCCCUGCUUUGCUCACCACCAAACCCGUGGAGAGCAGCGAAUUCCUCUCUCCGGCCGAUUUCCUCACUCAGGGCCUUUCCCUGGAUGACAUUCCCGCCGUCUCCGUAGACCCAACUACUUUGUCCAAGAGAGACUUCUUUGGUCUCUUCGGUUCUUCCAUUUCCAGAGGACCUUUUGUCAACUUCCUCAAGGUUGCUGCACAGAUCUUCGUCAAGGUCGAGAAGGUCAUCGUCUUCUGGACCUGCCCUCAGUGGAUCCGCCCAGUUCCCAAUACUUUCCCUGGUUGGAGAAAGUACAAGUCCAACGGUGUCAACCUUGGUGGUUGGCUCGUAUUGGAAAAGAACAUCCAGCCAAGCUUCUUCAACGACAACGCACCCAGCGCUAUCGAUGAGGACAGCUUCUGCCAGACCCUGGGUUUGGCGAAGUGCGGCGCUCUGCUCGAGAACCGCUACAACACCUACAUCACCACAAAGGACAUUGAUAACUUUGCAGCCUACGGUGUCAACACCCUCCGCAUCCCCAUUGGCUACUGGGCUUACAUGCCUGCCAUCGCUGGUGAUCACUACUACACUGGUAGCCAGAAGCUGGCCAUGCAAAAGAUUGCUCAAUACGCCAUCACCAAGCACAACAUGCAUAUCGUCGUCGACCUGCACGGUCUUCCUGGUGGUCAGAACGGUCUUGACAACCAGGGAAAGACUGGUCAGCUCACUUGGUGGAACAACCAGACUGCCUUUGACCUUUCCAUCGAGAUGGUCCGCAGAGCCACCGACGACAUCCUUCGUCAGCCCAACAGCGGUAGCUACACCAUCUCUUUGAUCAACGAGCCUCUCCCUGCCCUUUACUACUUCGGCCAGACUCAGGACAGCAUCGCCUACCUCAACAAGUACUACGUCGCUGCCCUCAAGGAGGUUCGCAAGAGGUCGAAGACUCUCCCCGUUGCUAUCUCUGACGGCUUCAUCGGUCCUCAGACCUGGGACCCAUACUGGACUAACGUUGACCCUUACAUCGUUAUCGACACCCACAUCUACUUUUUUGUUGGCGGAUCAUACUCUUACGACGCCGCGUAUGGUGCCUGCUACCUCGCCAAGUCCUACCAGAACGCUUCUAACCCAACAUUCAUCGGCGAGUGGUCAAUCCAAGCGACAAAUUUCAACCACCUUGGCGACAACACCCGCAGAGACUUCUACCGCAGUCAAUUACAGGCCUACACCCAGUACCUGAGCGGAGGUAUGUUCUGGAACGGUAAGCACGAUGGCGAUGCCAUCGUCGGCGACGACGGCUCUGCUCAAAAGUACUACUGGUCUUGGCAACUCCUCGCCGCUGAGGGCAUUGUUCCUCGUCCUGGUGACAAGCUCGAGUCUCUUUGCUAGAUGUUGA
Aureobasidium subglaciale EXF-2481 is the source of this 2093-nucleotide messenger RNA. Its product is annotated as glycoside hydrolase family 5 protein. Gene Ontology annotation, biological process: glucan catabolic process. Gene Ontology annotation, molecular function: glucan exo-1,3-beta-glucosidase activity. The record is from RefSeq and is a predicted model, not a curated record. The transcript is spliced from 2 exons. Gene Ontology annotation, cellular component: extracellular region; cell surface. The coding region runs from base 488 to 2086 and encodes 532 amino acids. Lineage: Eukaryota; Fungi; Ascomycota; Dothideomycetes; Dothideales; Saccotheciaceae.